Messenger RNA from Colletotrichum higginsianum IMI 349063, 798 nucleotides. RefSeq names its product Major facilitator superfamily transporter. The record is from RefSeq and is a predicted model, not a curated record. The transcript has a single exon. Lineage: Eukaryota; Fungi; Ascomycota; Sordariomycetes; Glomerellales; Glomerellaceae. Bases 1 to 798 code for a protein of 265 amino acids.
AUGGCUGAUUUCUUACACAACAAGAAGACCUCGGCCGAGUCACAGCCACAGUACUCACCUGGGGACGUGAACGGCGACUUUCAUCAUCCUAGAGCAGACGGGUCUGAAUCAUCGUCCUGCUGCUGGUACGCCGCACCGAACCGCAAGCGACGCCGAGAAUACCUCACGUACGCCGUGCUCGCCAUCGCAGCCACUUUCAUAAUACCCGCCCUCCUCGCCCUCGGUGUCAGUGUCGGGGUGAUCGUCAUCUGGCCGAUCUUGCAAACGAUGGCAGCCUCCCUCCCAAACCAGACUGCAGCCGUUGCCGCACCGUCACUCCUACAGACCUCCCCGGGAGCUUUCAAAGCUGGGUCGGAAUUCCGGUGUGGCAAUUCCCCGGCAGAGGCACGCAGCAUGAACUGUGUCUUCGAUCUGAUGUCGGCGGCGUGGCUACCUCGGGAUUGCUUCGACCAGGAGCUUAACGCCGAGUUCAUGGAACUUGACCCGUGGGAAUUCUACACAAGCGACGCACCUGUCUACGACCUUAGAGACGUCCCGGACAGCCAAAAGACGCUGCUGGCAGGCCCGGAAGCCAUCGGAGACUCGCCCGGAUCGCUCUGGACUUCACGACGGUUCCACAUCACGCACUGCAUAUAUUCCUGGAAGCAGAUGCACAGGUCGAUCGAAAGGGGCUGGAAGAUGGAAGGGACGUUGGCGACGUACCAUCAUACGGAGCAUUGCUCAACUGCACUGGCAAACACCAGUGUCCCGUUAGAUGCGAUUGUAACUAGAGUAGAGAUCUCGUUCCCGGCUUGUUGA